CCAGAAACCUCAGUGUUGACUAACGACCGGGAGCGAAUAAAGAACAAAAGUGUGAUAUGUCGCUGUGAAUAGCCAAUUAUCUGUGUGUUUUCGUGCUAAAUCAGAAAGUUUCGCGCAAAGUCAAGGCCACCGCGGACCGCAAAUCAGUGCGAUGGCGGGAAGCAUGUCCUCCAGCUCGAACGGUGAGCUCAAAAAGCUCUCAGAGGAGUCGCUAUUGCAGCCGCCGGAGAAGGUUUUCGACAUUAUGUACAAGCUGGGCGAGGGCAGCUACGGGUCGGUGUACAAGGCGCUUCACAAGGAGAGCAGCUCCAUUGUGGCUAUUAAGUUAGUGCCUGUGGAAUCCGACCUUCACGAGAUCAUCAAGGAGAUAUCCAUUAUGCAACAGUGCGAUUCGCCGUACGUGGUACGUUACUACGGCUCCUACUUUAAACAGUAUGACCUGUGGAUCUGUAUGGAAUAUUGCGGAGCCGGAAGCGUAUCCGACAUCAUGCGACUGCGUAAGAAAACGCUAACGGAGGACGAGAUCGCCACUAUCCUGUCGGACACGCUGCAGGGCUUGGUAUAUCUGCAUUUGCGUCGCAAGAUCCAUCGCGACAUUAAGGCGGCUAACAUCCUGCUCAAUACAGAAGGCUAUGCCAAGUUGGCCGAUUUCGGAGUGGCCGGCCAGCUCACAGACACAAUGGCCAAAAGGAACACAGUGAUCGGAACACCUUACUGGAUGGCCCCUGAGGUAAUCGAGGAGAUUGGUUAUGAUUGCGUAGCCGACAUAUGGUCUCUAGGAAUCACUGCCCUGGAAAUGGCAGAGGGAAAGCCACCUUAUGGCGAUAUUCAUCCCAUGCGAGCCAUUUUCAUGAUUCCCCAGAAGCCUCCACCAUCGUUUCGCGAGCCCGAUCGCUGGAGCACAGAGUUUAUUGACUUUGUAAGCAAGUGCCUGGUAAAAGAGCCGGACGACCGAGCCACGGCCACUGAACUGCUAGAGCACGAGUUUAUACGCAAUGCAAAGCACCGAUCAAUUUUGAAGUCAAUGCUGGAGGAGACAUGUGCCAUACGCGAGCAGCAGCGGGCCAACCGGAGUGCCGGCGGAAUAUUCGCCGCCAGCCAGGCCAAGAGUUUGGCCACUCAGGAGAACAGAAUGCUGCAAAACAUACAGGACAAUGCAUUCAUAGAGGAUCCCGGUACUUUGGUGCCAGAGAAGUUCGGUGAAUACCAACAGAGCUCAGCUUCGGAUGCCACUAUGAUAGCGCAUGCUGAACAGAGUGUAGAUGAGGGCACGUUGGGGCCUGGUGGCCUAAGAAACCUGGCCAAGGCAGCAGGUCCAACAGCUGUCGGCGUAGCCGCAUCGUCUGCCGCAUCUCCACUAGAUGUGCCGACUGUAGACAGCGGAACAAUGGUAGAACUAGAGUCGAAUUUGGGCACAAUGGUAAUCAACUCGGACUCUGACGACUCUACAACGGCCAAGCGCAAUGACGAUCAGAAGCCACGCAAUCGCUACAGACCGCAGUUCCUGGAGCACUUUGAUCGCAAGAAUGCGGGAGAUGGUCGCGGCGAUGAGAAAUCCGUGGCCACCGAGUAUUCCCCGGCGGCAGCCGAGCAGCAACACCAACAGCAGGAGCAGGAGGAACAGCACCUGGCCAGCGGGGCAAACGAUCUGACCAACUGGGAGCACAACAUGGAAAUGCAGUUCCAGCAGAUCUCCGCCAUUAAUCAGUAUGGACUGCAGCAGCAUCAGCAGCAGCAACAAGUUCUCAUGGCUUAUCCCCUGAUGAACGAACAGCUCAUUGCGCUCAAUAAUCAACAGAAUCUGUUACUCAGCAAUGCUGCGCCAAUGGGCCAGCAGGGAAUACCGGCAGCAGCUGCAGCUCCAGCUCAGCCGCCGCCCGCAUAUCAGAACCAGCAUAUGCAUACGCAAUCGCAUGCAUAUGUGGAGGGUGAGUUUGAGUUCCUCAAGUUCCUCACCUUCGAUGAUCUGAACCAGCGGCUGUGCAACAUCGAUCACGAGAUGGAGCUAGAGAUCGAGCAACUGAACAAGAAAUACAAUGCCAAGCGGCAGCCAAUUGUUGACGCCAUGAAUGCGAAACGUAAACGCCAGCAGAAUAUCAAUAAUAAUCUGAUUAAGAUAUAGGUAUAGCAACUCACAAUUUCGCAUGACAAAUGAAAAUUGAAUUUCAACUCACUCAGAGACCUCUGCGUCGGGUUGAGUUCGCAGAUAAAUGCAACAAUUUACAGACGCAUCAUCUGUAUCCUCAAGAAAUUGUUCAUAAUAUGGGCAAAUUCAACCUGGUGGAAAGGCCCAAAACCAAUCACAAGAAAUGAAAACACAAAAGCUUUAUUGUAAAAUGCAGUGAAAACAGGAAUGAAAUGUGGUCAGAGGAGUCGUCGGCAGAAUCUUCCAGCACGAAUAUAUGUGUUCUGUUCCACUUUUGUUUUCAUCACAAUUUCGUUUGGUUUCGUAUAUUUUAGCUUUCAUUGAUCUGUUCUGAUCUGUCUUCUAAUAUUGAUAUGUUCGAAUAAAAUUUGUAUUGCGUUUAUUGUA
Drosophila eugracilis is the source of this 2533-nucleotide messenger RNA. It is a transcript of the gene hpo, whose product is annotated as serine/threonine-protein kinase hippo. Gene Ontology annotation, biological process: protein phosphorylation; protein tetramerization; intracellular signal transduction. Gene Ontology annotation, cellular component: cytoplasm. Gene Ontology annotation, molecular function: ATP binding; protein serine/threonine kinase activity. Bases 152 to 2122 code for a protein of 656 amino acids. The record is from RefSeq and is a predicted model, not a curated record. Lineage: Eukaryota; Metazoa; Arthropoda; Insecta; Diptera; Drosophilidae. The transcript is spliced from 2 exons.